CCGUUGCUAGGGUGGUUGCUGGGGCCGCGCGCUGCGCAGGCGCGGAGCGAAGGUAACGGUCGGGUACGCCGGCGGGCUGAGCUAGACUGAAGUGGCCGCUGGCGGUGCUGUGAUGAGAAUUUGGUCCGGUUACUUUUGUGAGCUCUGUUCAGUUUUGCGCGUGCCUUAUAGUAAUUACAAAAGCCACCUGAAACGAAACAUUGUAGGUGGGUAAAUUGUGAAGCUAAUUCUGGUGCCCCAGCCCCAAAGAAGCCCAAAGGGAAGGAGCGCGUGUCUGCAGGUGUAAGAGUUAGAGUCAAAUACUGAAUGGUGAGCUGUGGUUUUAGCAAGCGGGGCCUAAAGGACAGGACCCUGCUCUGGCAAGUGUAAUCCAUAAGAUACAACGUGAAUACUUUAACAAAUGGAUUAUUGGCCCAGAGAAAUCAGUUGGCCAGAUAAUGAAGCGUGGACAUACACUCUGAAAAAAAUAAAAGAAGAUAGUUCCUUUACUUCAGUUUAUACUCAGCUAUGGAAUGACGUCCCCCGGAUAUUUGAGGCGAUCAUAAUCAUGGAGUCAAGAUUAAAGGAAUGCUCGCUUCUUCUGCAAGACCAUGCCUCCAUAUUGUUUGAGCUGACCAGCAUGAUUUCCAAGACAAGUUCUUAUGAAAAAUUGCAACGAUACAAGGCAUUUCCAAAGAAAUACCAGAAACAAAAGAAGAUAAUGCUUUCUGAUGAGAUGGAGACGGAGAAGAAUAUAGAGGGUUACAACUUCUCAGGAUUCAACACAAGUGCAGUUACUGAGUUACCUAGACAUUUGGAUGCAAAACGAAUUUAUCUUUUUAUUUUAAAAGCUCAUAACUUUGAUGAAAGAGUUUUUAGAAUUUGGAAGACUCAUUUCCUCUCUGAAGCCUCCAUUGCUCUUUUACGUGACUGCUUUUGGUGGUGGUUUCUCUACAAGUUUAAGCCUGACAGAAAAGAUCAAGACUGCCUGUUUGAUAGAAUUGCAGAAAGUUACGUGACACUUUUCAUGAGCAUACCACUCAGUCGAAAAGAUGCAUUCUUUCAGGUGUAUCCUGAUUGUUUGACACAAGCUAUCUAUGCAACGUUCCUGGAAGCAUUUCCAGAAUCCAGUAAACUCUUUAAUGAUCAAUUUAAAGAAGAUCUGGGAAAUAACAUUUUUCUUUGGAUGUCAGGCCUAAAACCUCAGAAAGGCUUCUGGGCCCAUUGGAAAUUGAAAGAGCUCUCUUCAACCACCAUGCAUGGCAGCAAGAAGGUGCGUGCAAAGUCAGUACAGGAGGCGAUAGAAAACAGUCAAGAGCGCAUAGCAGCCACUAUUGACUUCAGUAUGACAAAAAUUUUAAAGAGCCCAAGAGCAUACGCAAUGUCCACAUUUAAGGAAGACUCAAGCUUGCCGACAGUAACGGCAAAGUCCCACUAUAGUAGCAUUGGUCCUGAGUUUUACCCUGUUCUCUUCAGUUUUGGAGGUCAGAGUCCGCUGAUUUUAUAUUAUUUUAAGAUGCAUGAACUAGAGGGUAUUUCCAAGAUCUCUAAGCAAAAGAAGAUCAAACUCACUGAAAUACUCCGAGAGCCAGCGCCUGGUCCCACUUACUGUGAUGUUAUAAAGGAGGCAAAACGACAGUUCGCAAGCAACCAGAGGGAUUUUCAGAUAGAAACACAAAGAAUUAAUGAAGAAAUAAAAUUCUUAAGACAGCAACAGGAACGACUUAACAAGGAGGUUCAUAGACUCCAGGAAAAGGCCACCAAGAAACCUUUCGGAGUUGAGAAUGACUUUGAGAAGUUCCUGCAUAAACUGUCUGAGAUGCGAAUGAGUAGAAAAUUACAGGUGUCUGCAGUUGUGUUUUACUUCUCACCAAUAACUCAGCAGAGCAUGCUGAGGCUCAAAUGCACAGAGAAUUUGUAACAGCAGCAGCAGCAGCAACCACAGAGGAUCACAAGC
Messenger RNA from Fukomys damarensis (Damara mole-rat), 1936 nucleotides. It is a transcript of the gene Fam227b, whose product is annotated as family with sequence similarity 227 member B. Lineage: Eukaryota; Metazoa; Chordata; Mammalia; Rodentia; Bathyergidae. The coding region runs from base 401 to 1900 and encodes 499 amino acids. The transcript has 16 exons. The record is from RefSeq and is a predicted model, not a curated record.